CGCAGAAGGGGACAGGGUGGGCGCCACGGGAACAUGAAGGAGCCGCACACUCUGAAGUCGGCCCAGCCGGCGGGCUGCUUUAGCCGCUGAGGCGGCGGCGAAGUCGUGGUCGUCGCUGAGGGCGAGAGGCGCGGCGGCGGCGAAAAGGACGAAAGUUUCCCUUAAGUGGGAAGCAGGAGGACCAUGCGGGUUCCCGAGUGGCUAGCGGGGCUACUGAACCUCCUCUCCCUUCUCGUCGCCAAGACGUGGGAAGUCCGCCUGCACCCCAAGCAAGAGAUUUUGGUGAAGCAACUAUCAUCUUAUGAAAUAGUGACACCUAUGCGAGUGAAUGAAUUUGGAGAAGCUUUUCCUCACAUGCACCACUUCAAAAGAAGGAAAAGGAGUAUGGAGGCACUAGUAGAACCCGCUCCUUUCAGGACCCAUUAUCACCUCAGUGCCUAUGGACAGGUUUUCCAGCUGAAUUUGAGUGCUGAUGCCAGCUUCAUUGCUCCUCACUACAUUGAGGUGCAUGUUGGGGUUGGAAAAAGGCAUCGCCCCUCAGAUUUGCACCACUGCUUCUACCGUGGGCAUGUCAAUGAACAGGAAACACACACAGCAAUCUUCAGUCUCUGUGGUGGCCUGAUGGGCACAUUUAGAUCCCAUGAUGGUGAAUACUUUUUAGAACCUUUGAUGACAACAGAUGAAGAUGAUCGUGAUGAUGACCAUAACAAACCACAUCUUAUAUAUAGACAUGAAGAACUUAAGAAAGAUUUGUAUCAGAAUUCCUAUAAACCUUGUGAAACUUCAGAGGAGCCAAAAAAAAGCACUUCACUAUUUCCGUAUGAGAGCAGCUUAAUGAACGAUAUAAAUGUUCUUCAAGAGAACACAGCUUUAGAAUAUGUUUCUAAAAAUCUGUCUGUAGAGAAUGAUAGAAACAAUCCACAUUCCCGGAGAAAACGUUUCCUUUCCUAUCCAAGAUAUGUAGAGGUGAUGGUUACAGCUGAUGCCAGAAUGGUUCAGCACCAUGGACGGAACUUGCAGCAUUAUAUAUUGACACUAAUGUCAAUAGUUGCAGCAAUCUACAAAGACUCAAGUAUAGGAAAUCAAAUAAAUAUAAUGAUUGUAAAAUUAAUUGUAGUUCACAAUGAACAGGAAGGACCAGCUAUCAGUUUUAAUGCAGCUACCACUCUUCGUAAUUUCUGUUUAUGGCAACAAACACAAAACAUUCUGGAUGAUACUCAUCCUUCUCAUCAUGAUACUGCAGUUCUUAUCACUAGGGAAGAUAUCUGCAGAGCUAGAGAAAAAUGUGAUACCUUAGGUUUAGCUGAAUUGGGUACAAUGUGUGACCCACUGCGCAGCUGUUCUAUCAGCGAGGAAAAUGGAUUGAGUGCUGCAUUUACAAUAGCACAUGAACUUGGACAUGUGUUUAAUGUUCCUCAUGAUGAUAGUUUUAAAUGUAAGGAAGUUGGAAUGAAACAUCAAUAUCAUGUAAUGGCCCCAACUUUAAACUACCAUUCAAAUCCAUGGACUUGGUCAAAAUGCAGUCAGAAAUAUAUUACUGAGUUUCUAGAUACUGGUUAUGGGGAAUGCCUACUGGACAAACCCAACGGAAGAAUCUAUGACUUUCAGUCACAGUUGCCUGGUUUCCUAUAUGAUGUCAACAAGCAGUGUGAGCUUAUGUUUGGUCCUGGGUCACAAGUAUGUCCUUACAUGAAACAAUGCAAACGUUUAUGGUGUACAAGUGCAGAAGGUAUUCACAAAGGUUGCCGUACUCAGCACAUGCCACUUGCUGAUGGAACAGAAUGUGGCCAUGGAAUGCAUUGCCGCCAUGGGAUUUGUGUCAACAAAGAAAUGGAAAAGCUUCCUAUAGAUGGAGAAUGGGGAUCCUGGGGACCUUACAGUUCAUGUACCAGAACAUGUGGAGGCGGCAUCAAAAGUACAACCAGAUUGUGUAAUCGGCCUGAGCCAAAACAUGGAGGAAAAUACUGUGUGGGUCGCAGGAUGAAGUUUCGAUCAUGUAACACUGAGUCAUGUCCAAAAGGCAAAAAAGAUUUUCGAGAGCAACAGUGCUCUGAGUUUGAUGGCAAACAUUUUAACAUCAAUGGACUAACAUCUACUGUACGCUGGCUUCCAAAAUAUAGUGGCAUUUCUAUGAAGGAUCGCUGCAAGCUUUUUUGCCGUGUUUCUGGCACAACGUCCUACUAUCAGUUGAAAGACAGAGUUGUUGAUGGCACUCCAUGUGGAACAGAUACUCACGAUAUAUGCGUUCAAGGCUUGUGCAGGCAAGCAGGCUGUGAUAAUGUCUUAAACUCCAAGGCAAAAAGAGAUAAAUGUGGUAUCUGUGGUGGUGAUAAUUCUUCAUGUAGGACUCUUGCCGGUACCUUCAACAGUGCUCAUUAUGGCUAUAAUAUUGUAGUAAAAAUUCCUAAGGGAGCAACAAACCUGGACAUGCAUCAGCACAGCUAUUCAGGGAAGCCAGAAGAUGACAACUAUCUUGCAUUAUCAAAUACUCAAGGGAAUUUCUUCCUGAAUGGAAAUUUUGUUGUAAGCCUGUCUAAAAAAGAAAUCAGUAUGUAUGGCGCUGAUUUUGAGUACAGUGGUUCAAACAACACUGUAGAGAGAAUAAAUAGUACUGGUCGGCUUGAAGAAGACAUACUUUUGCAGGUGUUGUGUGUGGGGAAUUUACACAGCCCCGAUGUUCGUUAUUCAUUCAAUAUUCCUGUUGAUGAGGGGAAUGAUCUGUUUACCUGGGACUCGUAUGGACUUUGGCAAGACUGCAACAAAAUGUGUCAAGGCCUUCGCAGGAGGAAGGUUAAGUGCAUACGAAGGAGUGAUCAUUUGGUGGUGUCUGACCAAAGAUGUGAGCACAUAACACUUCCCACAGCUGUAACAGAACAGUGUAACACAGAAUGUGAAUUAAGGUGGCAUAACCUUGGCAAAAGUGAGUGCUCAACUCGGUGUGGUCCAGGGUUUCGGUCUUUAGACAUCCACUGUAUGAAGUACUCUGUUUCAAAGGGACUGAAUGUUCCAGUUGAUGAUAAAUACUGUGCUGAUCAGCAGAAACCAUCAACCCGAGAAGCCUGUCAUGGAGACUGUCUUCAAACAAGCUGGCAUUACACAGGAUGGUCAGAGUGUUCUAGGAGCUGUGGACGAGGUGCAAGAACUAGAGAAGCUUUUUGUAUGAACAACAUUGGCCGUCGGCUUGCAGACAGAGAAUGUCAUGAAAUUCCAAAGAUUGUUACUGAGAGCUGCAAUGAGUUCUUGUGCCCCAGUUGGACUGUUAGCGACUGGAGUGAGUGCCCUGUCACUUGUGGGAAGGGAACAAGGCAUCGACAAGUUUGGUGUCAGCUGAACAACGACCAACUAGAAGACAUUUUCUGCAAUCCAAACUCUAUACCAGAUUCAGUGAGAGCAUGUGAACUUAAUGAAUGUGCAGCUUGGCAAGUGGGACCCUGGGGAGUAUGCUCUGUUACAUGUGGACAUGGAUAUCAGGUGCGUGCGGUCGAAUGUGUUGCUGGCGUUUAUGGAGCUAUUUUCGAUAAUAACAGAGAAUGCACUGCUGCUACUCGUCCGAAAGACAGCCAAGUAUGUGAGAUGUUGGCUUGUCCAGAGACUAUCAAGCUUUGGCCAACAUCACUUCCUGUCAUCCAUAUUGACAAAGCAACUCAAUGGAGAUAUGGAUCAUGGACUCCAUGUUCUGCAUCUUGUGGAAGAGGAAAUCGAGCUCGCUAUGUCAGCUGCCGGGAUGGUCAAGGAGGAGUAGCAGAAGAAUCGUUUUGUGCACAUCUGCCCAGGCCAGAAGAACUUUCAAGCUGCUUUAGUCCCUGUGGUGUUUGGCAAGCUGGAAGUUGGUCACCUUGCACAGUUACAUGUGGUAAUGGAAUAGUAACAAGGCAAGUUGUCUGUGUCAACCACCAUCAACAAAUUGAUGAGAAUUACUGUGAUCCCGAAGGCCAACCUGCAAAAGAACAAGAAUGUAACAUGCCUCCCUGCCAGCCAGUUUAUCGCCAUAUCCCGGAUAUACAUGAACAUCCAAGCCGUCAAGAUUAUCCUCCAAUAGACAAGGUCCAUCAUUCACAUGACAGUAUAAACCCAAGGAACCACCACUCUCCUCAAGGAAACCAGUGGAGAACAGGGCCAUGGGGAGCAUGCUCAAGUACUUGUGCUGGCGGAUUCCACCGCCGGGUUGUAGUGUGCCAAGAUGAGGAUGGAAGAAGUGCAAGCUACUGUGAUGAGACAUUGAAACCACCAGACUCAAGCCAUUGUGAUUCUGGUCCCUGUCCAAGAUGGAACUAUGGGAGCUGGGGAGAAUGUACUCACACAUGUGGCGAUGGAAUAAAGGCACGAUUAGUCAUCUGUCAGCUUCCAAACGGCCAAGUGUUGAAUGAUCACAACUGUGAAAUACUAGAAAAACCACCCAAUACAGCACGGUGUAAUAUACAUUCGUGUCCUGGUGAAGUUUCAUGGCAUCGUGGACCAUGGAAAUCGUGCUCGGUGUCCUGUGGAAAGGGUUUAAAGGACCGCGAAAUAUACUGUGUCAACAAUGUCCAAAUUAAACUAGGGGAUGAGGCGUGCAAACAUUUAAGGAAACCUCGAAGCCACAAAGCUUGCAGAGCUGUCAGAUGUCCCGAAUGGAAGGCCAACAGAUGGACUGAGUGUUCUGCAACCUGUGGGGAAGGCAUUCAACAUCGCAGUGUUUACUGUAGGCUGAGAGGCAGCGGCCGAGUUAAUGAAGUGAUGUGCAAUCAUCUUACCGAACCACCUCGUCAGAGAUUGUGUUGGCUGGCUGCCUGUGCACGCUACGAGUGGUUGGCUGAUGAAUGGCAGGAUUGUUCCCCAUCAUGUCGCAAAAAAGAAACACACCGGAAAGUGAAGUGCGUGAAUGAAAACAGGGUCAAAGUGAAUGAAAGGCUCUGUGAUCCUGCUACAAAACCUCCAUCCAGCAAAAGAUGCAGAGUGGCUGCCUGUAAAUACAUUGUGAUUACAGUUGACUCAUCACAGUGUCCAGCUGGUUGUUAUCUUGAGUACCGGCAGAAGAUCACAUACUGUGUUGAAGCCCAUGAUGCUUGGAACAGCGUUGCCUACGGCCUUCGAGCAGUAGCAUACCAGGAUUGCCCGCUGGUGCCAUCCCCAUUGAUUCAAAAAUGCCAUGUGAAGUCUUGUCUACAUGCUGCAGCUUGGAAAGUAGGAAAAUGGAGUCAGUGCUCAGUGCCUUGUGGAAUGGGGACAAAAGAAAGAAGAGUAGAAUGCAUGACACAAAAUGGUUUAUCCAGUGACUUGUGUCCAUCACAUUUAAAACCUACAGCUAGACGAAUAUGUCACACAAAAGAUUGUGAGAUGAUAACCAGCUGCAAAGAAAUCCAGAUUAGAAAAAAGAUCCAGAACGAUGGUGAAUUCUUGCUUAAUGUUAAGGGGAAAAUGAUAAAGAUUUAUUGUUCAGACAUGUCGCUAGAAAAUCCCAAAGAAUAUUUAACGUUGGCUAAAGGGGAAGCAGAUAACUUUUCAGAAGUAUAUGGAUACCGGCUGCAAAAUCCAUACGAGUGUCCAUUUAAUGGAAGUCGACGUCAAGACUGCAUGUGCAGAAAUGACUACCCUGCAGCUGGCUACACCAUUUUUAGAAAAAUAAGAAUUGAUCUCAGUUCUUUGGAAAUCAAAACUACCGACUUCCGCUUUGCUCACAUCAUACUUGGGAAGCCCGUUCCUUUUGCCACAGCUGGAGACUGCUAUAGUGCGGCUAGGUGCCCACAGGGACAGUUUGGCAUCAAUUUGGCAGGGACUGGACUGAGGCUGUCCCCUACGGUGAAAUGGAUUGCUCAGGGAAAUUAUGCGACUGUUCAGAUACAUAAAUCUCGAGAUGAUACUAAAAUAUAUGGAAGAUGUGGAGGAUUCUGUGGGAAAUGUAUGCCUAAUGGACACACUGCUCUCCAACUUCAAAUGCAAUAAAAAUAAUAAUCAGUGACUUUUUCCCCAUAAGGAUCAUAUUGAAGGUGCUGUUAUUAUCUCAGUUCUUUCAGCUUUGUAAUGUUAAUUUACUCAGAACUCAUCCUCCUAUGCUUU
Elgaria multicarinata webbii is the source of this 6036-nucleotide messenger RNA. It is a transcript of the gene ADAMTS20, whose product is annotated as ADAM metallopeptidase with thrombospondin type 1 motif 20. Gene Ontology annotation, cellular component: extracellular matrix. The record is from RefSeq and is a predicted model, not a curated record. The coding region runs from base 184 to 5922 and encodes 1912 amino acids. The transcript has 39 exons. Gene Ontology annotation, molecular function: zinc ion binding; metalloendopeptidase activity. Gene Ontology annotation, biological process: extracellular matrix organization; proteolysis. Lineage: Eukaryota; Metazoa; Chordata; Lepidosauria; Squamata; Anguidae.